GUACUGCAGAAAUUGGGGAAAACCGUAGAAACCAAAGAUGAACGAUUUGAACAAAGUGCUGGCAACUUCUACCAACAACAGGCAGAAGGCCACAAGCUGUACAAGGACCUGAAGAACUUCCUUAGUGCAGUCAAAGUGAUGCACGAAAGUUCGAAGAGAGUGUCAGAGACGCUGCAGGAGAUCUACAGCAGCGAGUGGGAUGGGCAGGAGGAGCUGAAGGCCAUCGUCGGGAAUAAUGAUCUCCUUUGGGAAGACUACGAAGAGAAAUUGGCUGACCAGGCGUUGAGGACCAUGGAAAACUAUGUAGCUCAGUUCAGCGAGAUUAAGGAGAGAAUUGCCAAGCGGGGUCGGAAACUUGUGGACUAUGACAGUGCCCGACACCACCUGGAGGCAGUGCAGAAUGCUAAGAAGAAAGAUGAAGCCAAGAUUAACAAGGCAGAGGAAGAGUUCAACAAAGCCCAGCUGGUGUUUGAAGAUCUGAACCAGGAGCUAUUGGAGGAACUGCCUGUUCUUUAUAACAGUCGUAUUGGCUGUUAUGUGACCGUCUUCCAAAAUAUUUCCAACCUGAGGGAUGUCUUCUACAGAGAGAUGAGCAAGCUGAACCAUAGUCUCUACGAGGUGAUGAGUAAGCUGGAGAAGCAGCAUUCCAACAAAGUCUUUGUGGUGAAGGGAAUGCAAAGCAGCAGCAGGCGCUCUUUAGUCAUCUCUUCCCCGAUUCGAACACCUGCCGCCUCCAGCCCUGUGACCUCACCUACCAGUCCCUCUGCAGUUUCCUUGACGAGCGAGAGUGGAGCAACUGAGGAGGAGCUGACACCUGAUGCAGCCCAGGAAGAUCAUUCUGAGAUUCCAGAAGAGUCCUUAAAAGAUGAGGGAACGGAAGAGGAGGGGUCCGAAGCAAGCUCCUCUGAGGAGGAAGAGCCUCCGCCAGCCUGCAAUGGCCCGACCCAGCCCGAGCCCUCUGCCCCCGCUGAGGGCAGCAAGUCCCCGGAGGAAGUUGCCCCUGGCUCCCCAGCUCCAUCACCCGACGGAGUUCUGAGCGCCUCAGAGCAGUCUUCCUCCCUCCCAGAAAUGACCCUGCGAGCCCGCGCCUCAAGCGAAGGAUCUGAGCAACCAAAGAGAGCCUCUGUCCGGAGGACCUCGGGGCCCCCUAGCAGGCCUCCUCCUCCCAAAGCCCCUCCAAGCCCUAAGACCCUCUUGGGGACUGGGACUCCAAGUCCUGGGGCCUCCUUGGAGGCAGGUCCUAAUCCAGAACCACCGGAGAAGCCACUGGAGUCUCCUGAGGCCAGAGAAGAGGAAGACACGCCCGAACAGGACCCAGAAGAACUUUGCAGUCCCUCCAGCUUGCAUACUUCUCAGGGUUUCUCAGAGCCUGGAGAUUCGAAGAAGGUGGGAGAUGAAGAAAACAACAAGCUUCUCUCAGCGGACUCUCCUGAGGGCCAUAGCGAUCAGCUUCAUGUGUCUGUGGUUCCAGGACAAAAUGACGUCACAGCACCUGAGCCUCAAGAAGAGGUUUCCACAGAUUAAAAUGCACGACUCUGCAGAGAGACCGCCAAGACCUCCCCUACACACACCUCCCCAGAGAAGCUUCUCAGCCAGAGGGGAUCGCUCCGAGGGUGCAGAAUCAGCCUUCCCUCCUGGCCUCUCAGGGGGCACGAGUGCUGGUGGGCUCUAAAGACCUGGCAUUAACGGUGGCUGAGGAGCAGCCUUACGGGAGGGCCGGAGGCAGGCAGGCUUGGACAGGAACUAUUAAGACUCAGGGAAUAUUUUAAUUCAGGUUUUAGCAUUAUCAGGAAAAUGAGACUUUAUAUAGUAAAAUGGGCCGUAGUGACUAUAACAAGCAAAAGUGCCUGUAGACACAAACAGUUACUCACAGAGACAAAACCACACACACUCAGGAUCGUGAACAAACAUGCUUUUGCCUCACCACUCACUUUGCAGGACUGAGAGCCAAAAGAACAUAUUUUCAGAUUGUUAAAUAAAGUACGGUUUUGGCUGUG
Molecule: messenger RNA, 1997 nt
Organism: Chinchilla lanigera (long-tailed chinchilla)
Lineage: Eukaryota; Metazoa; Chordata; Mammalia; Rodentia; Chinchillidae
Gene: Bin2
Product: bridging integrator 2
Biological process (GO): plasma membrane tubulation; podosome assembly; phagocytosis, engulfment
Cellular component (GO): plasma membrane; cytoplasm; podosome
Molecular function (GO): phospholipid binding; protein binding
Source: RefSeq, a predicted model, not a curated record